Messenger RNA from Ipomoea nil (Japanese morning glory), 375 nucleotides. Its product is annotated as protein ELF4-LIKE 3-like. The record is from RefSeq and is a predicted model, not a curated record. Gene Ontology annotation, biological process: entrainment of circadian clock; positive regulation of circadian rhythm. NCBI's taxonomy places the organism in Eukaryota, Viridiplantae, Streptophyta, Magnoliopsida, Solanales, Convolvulaceae. Bases 1 to 375 code for a protein of 124 amino acids. The transcript has a single exon.
AUGGAGGGGCCUGGGGAUACAUUUUCCGGGCUGGGAAGUGGGGUUGUUGCCGGGGGGGUGGCGAUAGAUGGGAAGGUGUUGCAGACAUUUCAGAAGAGUUUUGUGCAGGUUCAGAACAUAUUGGAUCAGAACAGAUUGUUGAUCAACGAGAUUAACCAGAACCACGAGUCUAAAAUACCGGAUAACUUGAGCAGGAAUGUGGGAUUGAUCAGAGAGCUAAACAACAACAUCAAGAGGGUAGUCGAUCUCUACGCUCAUCUCUCCACCUCCUUUGGCAAAUCCAUGGAUGCUUCCUCUGAAGGCGAAUCCAGUGGGGCCCUCAAGUCGUCCGAUGGGAAACCCGCCACCCACAAGAGAACUCGCCCUGCAGCCUAG